Molecule: messenger RNA, 1899 nt
Organism: Vespula pensylvanica (western yellowjacket)
Lineage: Eukaryota; Metazoa; Arthropoda; Insecta; Hymenoptera; Vespidae
Product: cytochrome P450 4C1-like
Exons: 11
Coding region: 470-1834 (454 amino acids)
Molecular function (GO): monooxygenase activity; oxidoreductase activity, acting on paired donors, with incorporation or reduction of molecular oxygen; iron ion binding
Source: RefSeq, a predicted model, not a curated record
UAAUAAAUUUAUGAGACUGUAUUAACAAAUGAGCGAGUUUGCAAUCAGUUGGUCUCUAUUCUCUCACAAAUCGUAUUGACUAACUCAUUCAGACGAAAAGGCACUCUUGUAUACCACUUGUACAUCACUUGUAGAAAAGGUAAGCAACUUGAAAUUUUUAUUCUAAUACUUUGUCUACUGCCUCUGUCCUCUUUUCUCAACCUAUUUAUCUUUUGUCCGAACGUUCGUCGUCGAAUUUACGUUUCUUAAAGUCGAUCCUUGGUAAAGGUUUCACGGUCUAACCAAAAACUGAUUAUUUUCCAUUACGCCGUAUUAUUUAAAUUUUUGUUAUACAUACGAUCGUCAAAAAUAACUAUGCAAUAGAUAUUUUUUUUUCUUUAUCUUCAGACACGUCAUAUAUUUUCUAUCAUUCUAUCUAUAUUUGAAGAAGUUUAUUCAACUAAUUUCUCGUGCUUCUUUCGCAGACAUAAUGAUCCUCACGAUUUUGUUGAUUCUUAUUUCAUUUUUAUCCCUAAUGCAUUAUUUUGUAAGAUGUCGGAGAAUGGGAAGAAUCGUUAAUAAAAUUCCAGGACCAGAACCAUAUCCCAUAAUAGGAAAUUUACUUAGUUUUCAAGUUGAUAAUGAACAUCUACUUGAAAACGUUUGGAAAAUGAAUGAAGAGUAUUAUCCGAUCUACAAAACAUGGUCUUUUUUUACCCCGAUAGUAACUUUGCUUCAUCCGGAAGAUGUUGAGGUGCUCAUGAAGAGUACAAAACAUAUAGAAAAAAGUACUAUUUACAAAUACUUGCAACCUUGGCUUUCUACUGGUUUGAUAACUAGUGCAGAAACGGCUAUGGGUACCCCUUUAAAGGAGAAGAACGAAUUUCAAUUUAAUUAUCGCAAUGCCGUUUAUGCUUUCGGUAAAAUCGCGACGUAUAGAAUGGUAAGACCUUGGUACUACUUCGAUACCGUAUUUGCACUUUCAUCGAAUGGCCGACUACAAAAGAAACUGUUGAAAACCAUGCACGAUUUUUCGAAAAACAUAAUCGCAGAAAGGAAACGUUUCCACGAACAAACUAAUGGGAAAUUUUUACAAAACCUUGAAAACAUGGAGGAAAAUGAUAUAUUUUCUGAAGGAUUUGACAAGAAUGAUAAGAAUUCGUUAUUCAAGAAAAGACUCGCUAUGCUAGAUCUACUUAUAGCCACUUCUGUGAAGGAUAAUGAAAUCGAUGAGGAAGGUAUUCGAGAAGAAGUCGACACUUUUAUGUUUGCAGGUCACGACACUACGGCAAUGGCUUUGGUCUUUGCUUUGCUUCUUUUUGCAAAGCACAAAGAUGUUCAGCAAGGUAUAAGAGACGAAGUAAACACAGUUAUGCAACAAGAAGGUUAUAAACUAACGAUCUCUGUGCUUCGAGAAUUUUCAUACUUGGAAAGAUGUAUAAAAGAAUCACUUCGUUUAUAUCCAAGCGUUCAUAUCAUAUCUCGUUAUAUAUCUCAGGAUUUACAGCUGAAAAAGUAUUUAGUCCCGGCCGGUUCAACGUGUCACGUAAGCAUCCAUAGUUUACAUAGAAAUCCAGAAUAUUGGCCGAAUCCCGAUGUUUUCGAUCCCGAUAGAUUCUUACCAGAAAAUGUAAAAGGACGUAAUCCUUACUCGUACAUCCCAUUUAGUGCAGGAUUAAGGAACUGCAUCGGUCAAAGAUUCGCAAUGUUCGAGAUUAAACUAAUGAUAGCUUACAUACUACACAACUUCUAUUUGGAACCUGUUGACGAACUAGAUGACGUUAAAAUGAUAGCAGAUAUUAUUUUGCGCUCGUCUAAACCACUCCGUGUCAAAUUUAUACCGAUAAAACGAUAGGAAACGAAUUUUACUUUCCACCUUUCGUCUUUUUCUGAAUGAAAUAAAUCGAAGUUACAACAGAA